CUUGCGGCUUGGAACGAGUCGGGAAUUCCCCGAUACACGUCAGAUUGCAUUUUGCCACCGACCGCUAAGAACUUGAGACCCAUGAGCUGCUGCCCGCCUGGCUCCCAUCCCGCUGCGCCGACGACGAGCAACCUUGCGCCCAUCAGCAUGGCCGGCACGCCCGUCUUCUUCUACGACAACCCGACCUCGCCCAUUUGCGUCCUCGUCGUGCCCGACAUCUUUGGCCCGGACAGCGGCCGCACUAAGGACAAUUGCCUUGCGCUCAGCGCCCACUACAAGGUCGCGCUCCUUGAUCUUGUCGACGAGUACUUUACGGCGGCAGACGACAUCGGCGAGAAGCUCCCGGGCUGGGUCAUGGCGCGGCCCUUUAGCGCGAUCCUGCCCAAGAUCCAAGCUGCGGUGGGCCAUCUCCAGUCGCAGCACGGCGUGACCUCGUUUGCGGCCAUGGGCUACUGCUGGGGCUCGUGGGUCGUCGGCAAGUACGCGGCCGACGCGUCCUCAGUGCUCACCUCUGGCGUCCACUGCCACCCGUCGUGGGUCCUCGAGCAGUUUUUUAGCGGCCCCGGCAGCGGCGAAACGAUGGCCAAGCCGAUUGCGUCGCCGCAGCUCAUCCUCGCCGCGGGCAACGACCCGGACUGGGUCAAGGCCGGCGGGGCCGUGCACACGACGCUCGCAGCCAAGCCGUUUGGCGCGCAAUGCAAGUUUGUCGCGUUCGAAUCCAUGGUGCACGGCUGGAUGUGCCGCGGCGACAUUACCGACCCCGCGAUCCUCGAAGCCUUCAACGCGGGCUGGAACGGUGAGAUCCUUCCGUUCUUGGCCGCCACGCUACAGUAAACGACGGGAAGGAAUCGUCAUUCUAAAACCUCUCUGCAAGUUAUACUGUGGUUAAUACGAGUAUGCGUGAAGCCGAUUUCUUAAACUACCAACGAUUCG
Molecule: messenger RNA, 933 nt
Organism: Saprolegnia parasitica CBS 223.65
Lineage: Eukaryota; Oomycota; Saprolegniomycetes; Saprolegniales; Saprolegniaceae
Exons: 1
Coding region: 82-834 (250 amino acids)
Molecular function (GO): hydrolase activity
Source: RefSeq, a predicted model, not a curated record